UUUUGAGAAAUUUUGUUUCAUGCAAUUUUUGUGAAGUUUUACCGAAAUAUAUCAAAUAAUAAUUAUAUUUCCUGUUAAAAUGUACUUUUAUCAACUAAGGUGAUACUUUUUUUAGUAUUCUAUUUAUUUUGAAAGUACUCAUUCAUACGAAACCAUGAUGGAAGAACAUGUAGACGUUGAAGAAGUUAUGAACGAGUUCAUCAUAGAACAACUGGAUCUGGAACCCGAAGAACCAGCUAUGCUUGAUGAGGAAAUCGAAGAACACGAUACAAACGUUUCGAAAAAACGUCGAAAACAAAGUGCUAAAAAAUCCAAUGCCAGUAAUGAAAAACCUACGAAAAACUCGAAGAAGAAGACGACAAAGAAACCAAAAAAAUCUGAAGAUAAACGUUCGAUUAUGAAUAAGAAAAAAUCGUACGUAAAGGCGAAGGUGAAUAAUUCGAUAGUGGUCGUGAAUUGCGAUUCGGAUAACGAAGACGAGUACGUUUGUUACCCGGAGAUUAAUGUUAUAAGCCAGGAAACCCUCGAAGAUUCGAAUGGAGAAAAUAAAGAUCCUUUGGAUUCGGAAUCUGCGUACAACGAAUUUAUCGAUGAAAUCUACGUGAAAAAUGAACAUGAAAAUUUGAUAGCGGAAGACGAAAAAAUGGUAGAAAAUUAUCUGAGUCAAGAAUGCUGCGCUCGUAAAUGCAAUACAAAAUUCAAAUGCGACGAACUUUUACGAUAUCGUAUCGAAUUGCAGACUUUAGAUUAUAACGAAAACGGCGUAAAUCAGUUAGAUUUAGUACUGCUCGGCUUGAUUCACAGCUUGUGCCGAAUUUCCAAUGAAAUAAAACAUUCUCGAACGGUUGAGAUUAAAGAUCGACGACGGGUCAAAAUGAUGUUCGCAUUUCGAGGCGUAUCCGUAUGUCGAGCCAUGUUCAUGUUCGCUCAUGGCAUCAAAAUAGAAAGGCUAAAAAGACUGAUAAAACGCUACAAAGAGAAUGGAAUUUCUCCCAAAGCUCACGGAAACUAUAAACGAGUUCCUGCCAAUGCGAUUAGCAUUGAACAGAUGCGAGAAGUCAUUUCAUUUUUGAAACAAUACGCAGAUGAUCAUGCCGCAGUCGUUAAAGGACGCAGCGCACAUCAGAAUCAAGAUAUCAAGAUUCUACCUCCUCACGAAACCAAAUCUCGAGUUUUCAAUAAAUAUAAACAAAUUUGCGAAAAACAGAAUACUCCUUGUAUUAGCGUCGUCAGCUUCAGGCGUUUAUGGAAUCGUUUUUGUCCGAAUGUUCUGAUUCAACGAUCUAAUUCGGCCAAAGGUCAAAAUUCCACCGAUACUGAAGAAACUACUGAAAUCGUCGUGACCGAGUAAUUUUUCCUGUUUUUAUUCGAAUAUUUGUGCUGAUUUACCACUUUGUUUAUUAUGUAUACUUCGUUUUCGUGGCUGUAUGUAAUUUUUAUUCGUGAAUUGAUAAAUUUCGAAAUAUCGUUUAAGAAACUCUGUGUUUGAUUUAGUCGUUCAAAAGUACAUAUUACGUAUAAUGGACAGUUUUCUGAAAAUCACGCGUAUACUUUUUUUGU
Planococcus citri (citrus mealybug) is the source of this 1560-nucleotide messenger RNA. RefSeq lists its product as uncharacterized. Lineage: Eukaryota; Metazoa; Arthropoda; Insecta; Hemiptera; Pseudococcidae. The transcript has 6 exons. Bases 155 to 1351 code for a protein of 398 amino acids. The record is from RefSeq and is a predicted model, not a curated record.